Molecule: messenger RNA, 2076 nt
Organism: Gallus gallus (chicken)
Lineage: Eukaryota; Metazoa; Chordata; Aves; Galliformes; Phasianidae
Gene: ACKR4
Product: atypical chemokine receptor 4
Exons: 2
Coding region: 12-1169 (385 amino acids)
Biological process (GO): chemotaxis; immune response; G protein-coupled receptor signaling pathway
Cellular component (GO): membrane
Molecular function (GO): scavenger receptor activity; chemokine binding; chemokine receptor activity
Source: RefSeq, a predicted model, not a curated record
GACAAAAUUGAAUGCGUCGGACCAACUCAGACCAUUUCACCGAAGCACAUCUCAGUUACAGCAUCUCCUACCAGGCAGCUGACAAAAGCUUUGCCAUGGGCUGGGUUGUGAACAACUCAACUGAUUACUGGAUUGAGGACGAUGAGCAUUAUCUCAACUCUGAUGUAGAUUAUAACACAUACGAGUUUCUCUGUGAAAAAGAAGAUGUGAGAAAAUUCAUGAAAGUAUUCCUCCCUGUGUUCUAUGCAUUGACUUUCACUGUUGGAGUUGCUGGAAAUUCAUUAGUGGUUGCAAUUUAUGCCUACUGCAAGAAACCAAAGACCAAGACAGAUGUGUACAUCAUGCACCUAGCCAUUGCUGAUUUGCUCUUGCUCUUCACGCUCCCCUUUUGGGCUGCAAAUGCAGUGCAGGGAUGGGAACUGGGAAACUCAAUGUGCAAGCUCACUUCUUCACUUUACACCAUGAAUUUCAGCUCUAGCAUGCUGUUCCUGGCCUGUAUCAGUCUGGAUAGAUACAGGGCUACCUCUGAAUCCCAACGUCACAGAAGAGCUGGAAAACACUGCAGUGUUACCUGCAUCUGUGUCUGGCUGUCUGCCGUACUGCUCAGCAUCCCUGAACUGAUAUUUAACCAAGUCAUAACACACAACAAUAGGAAUGAAUGCCUUCCUAUAUUUCCAACGAACAUGGAAACACUUUUAAAAGCAACCAUUCAGAUCCUAGAAGUUAUCCUGGAGUUUCUGCUUCCUUUCCUAGUAAUGGUGACCUGCUAUUCAGUUACUGCUCGGGCAAUCUUUAGAUCUGCAAAUGCUAAAAAAUCUAGACCUUUCAUGGUUCUGCUGGCAGUAGUGGCUGCUUUCAUAAUUACUCAGCUACCUUACAACAUAAUUAAGUUCUGGCGAGCCAUAGAUAGCAUCUACCUAUUGAUUACCGACUGUGAGGCGAGUAAAACCAUAGACGUUGCGCUCCAGGUCACCAAGAGCAUAGCUCUGUUUCACACCUGCCUGAACCCAAUUCUGUACGCCUUCCUGGGUGCCUCUUUUAAAAUGCGUGUUAUGAAAAUAGCAAAAAAUUAUGGGUACUGGAGAAGACAACAACAGCAUGAAGUACCUGAAGAGAUCUCUAUGAAUUCUGAAGCCCGUACUGAAGAAACAAUUAGCUUCACUAUAUAGACUGUUGCUUGCAUUAUCUUAAUCAAAACAGGGAUUACUUACUAACCUGGGGGCUAUUAUUUCAACAGCUGUUUCUCUGCAAGUCAUCUUUCAGAUGAAUUUAAAACCCUGCAGACAAGCCAAGACACUACACUGGAGUUCAAAAAUGGAACAUGAUCCAAAUUAAGCACCAGGCAUGAAAAAAUACUGAAAGUGCUGGAAACAAUUAAGGUAUUUAUUAAAAAAAAUAAAAAAGCAAACAAAAGAAAACAAUAAAGUCAAAAGGGUCACAGCAACAGGAUAUUAAAUUGCUGUGUAAUGAAAAUUCUGCACAUAUCCAAACCACCAACUUAAAACAGAAAAGGAAACCAUCAGCGAUAAAAUGACAGUAUGGGAACCUUUGUGCCAAGAUCCAAUAAUAUCGUGGUUCUUCAACUAUUUUGUAAAACUUCACAGCAUUUGACUAAUAACUCACUUCCAUUUUUUUCUCUCUAGUUCCCGCUUCAGAGACACAGUUGCAGCUUAAAAUGAGAUACCAGUUCACAACUGAGAGAAGCAAAAAAAAGCCAUUUUCUAUGUGUUUAUACAUACGUAUAGCAACAAGAACACCCCGUGUAAGAAACACUAACUCCUGCUCAAUAACUACCAAAAACAAUCUUACAUCUCUCCAUUUGCUGCUCACCCUAAACUUCAACAAGCCCAGUGGCCAAAAAGAGGCACAUUCCAGAUCUCUGUAACAUAAGAUCAAACAUGAAUGUCAAGGUAAUGCAAUCAAAGCAUGAGCAGAAAUGCAAGAAAAAGUUUUAAAGUUAACCUUCAGAUACAGGGCCUGGAAUUUUUGGGUGGAAUUUGUAAAAUAAUGAGAUAGGGAGGCGACUAUAGCCUUCUAAAAUAUGCAAAGAUACAAUAAAACAUACGAGUAUUCAAA